Lymnaea stagnalis (great pond snail) is the source of this 1907-nucleotide messenger RNA. Lineage: Eukaryota; Metazoa; Mollusca; Gastropoda; Lymnaeidae. The record is from the annotation of a GenBank genome assembly.
AUGUUUAGUAGUGAAGGGGAGAAAAUCAAACUGAGCCAGGUUUUUAAAAAAACAUUUCUCUAUUGUUUUAAAAUUAAGGAGCUUUAAAUUAUUCAAAAAAUAAAGAUUAGGUAUUGUAAAAGGUUUGUGUUAUAUUUGAUACUUAUAUUUGAUGGCAUUUCUUUAUUUAUGUAAAACAAUUAAGUAAAAUAAAUUGAAUUUUGGCCAGCUUUGUUUUGAGAUUGAAGGUUACAAAAGUUUUUCUUAUCAACUUUGAAAGUCAUUAAGACAAAUUGUUUGUCUCUAAACUAGGUCAUUUCUACCUCUGAAGCCAGAGGAGCUGUAGAAAAAUGGCUGCUGCAAGUGCAAGAUGUCAUGUUGAUGUCAGUGCGUGAUGUCAUUGAGAGAGCAGUUGAGGUAAGUAGAGAGGAUUAUUUUAAAUUUUGCCUCAUGUUUUGUGUUUUGACAUGUAACAUACAUAAUUAAACACACAUCAUAUACAUAAAUUACAAUGUCAUUUAUUUUAUAAUUGACAAAAAAGCAGAGAAUGUUUUUAUGUUUCAAAUUGUUUUGUUUUUUUCCCAAGGUGCACAAUAAUUUAAAUAGCUGUUAUUUUAUGAGUACAUUCCUCAUUCAUACCUGAAUAUAUUUUACUUGAAUGUUCCUCAUUCCCUACCAACAUAUGUUUUGCUGUAUUUACUAUAUGGCAGCCAAGAUUGAACCCCAAACCAGGACAGGUAUAUAUGUGCAGUUAAUGUAUAUGAUUACAGGCAUGUAGUUUCAGUGCUUCCCAAUUGUCAUAGACCAUGAUGCUCUGGUGUGCAUCGAACUAGUGAGAAGUCACUUCAAAAGAUGUGACACAUUUUUAAAAGUUAUGUUCACUAAGUCAACUUAAGUCAUCCUUUCUUUUUCUGUAUGUGACUUGCAUGUUACUGCAUAAAUCAGAAUUUUCGCAUCAUAUAACAUGGUGGAGAAAAUAUUGGGAAGCACUGUGUUAGGUUGAGAUUUUCUUUUAUUCAACAUGGACACAAAAAAUAGGCUGGUCAUUCAUCAGCUGUCACUUUUUCAUUAAAUUUUGUUGGUUGCAGUUGAGUUUUAUGGCACAGAAAUGAGAAAAUCCCCUGGCAAAAAAUGGUUAAAACCAAAGUAAUGAUUAGAGAUGGUUUCUUUGAUUAUUUCAUACCAUCACAGUUGUUCAUACCAUAUCAAUUGAUUGUGGUAUGUCCAUGAUUUUAUUUAGUCACACUUCAUCCAUGAUUUCAGCAUUAAUUAAUCAUAAAAAUAUCAUAAAAAUAUCUCAUUUUAAAUGAUUAAUUCAUAUAUCCACCAUCAUUUUAUUCAUUUUGUAUUUUUUUAUUUAUUGUACCUGUUGUAGCUAGGUAGUAUUUUUUUUUUAAAAUGUAGUCUAAUGUUCCUUGUUCAUAACUUUUGUUUGUAUGUUUAGUUGUUGAUAGAGUCAUGUGUUUUAGGUCACCAUUAAAUUUUUGUGAGGUAGAGAUGUUUAGUGGCGUAAUUUAAGGAAUACAUUUUUAAAACUGUCAAUUGCUAUAUUUUUUUACUAAUUUUUCCCAACUCAUCUAAUUCUAAGGUGGAUCCCUUUUCAUUUGAGGUAUUAUAAACUAAAACAUCUAUCCUGCUAUUUAACUAUGGAUCUGUGCACCAGGACUUAAAUGACAACAUGAGUUAUUGUCAAAGCUUUUCCAACAUCUUUUGACUUUAUUGAAUCCACUACUUUUUACUAAAGCAGUGAACUCCAAAAAGAACUGUUUAAAUGGUUUAAGGUUUGAUAUAUAAUGCUGGAUCAGAAAAUUAUGUGAAUAACUGUUUCACUCAUACAGGCAUAUCCCAUGACACCACGUACUGAGUGGGUCAAAGUGUGGCCAGGUCAAGUUGUCUUGUGCGUUUCCCAGGUGAGAAAUCAACAGUGA